AUGUCUGUGCAAUCUAAUCCAUACGGACCACAUCCAUCUGAUUUUCUUUCUAAUGUUCGUAGUUUCGAAGUUAUCGAAUCCACAUUGAGAGAGGGUGAACAAUUUGCUAAUGCAUUUUUCACUACUGAAAAGAAGAUUGAGAUUGCUAAGGCUCUAGAUGACUUUGGUGUUGAUUACAUUGAAUUGACAUCCCCUGUUGCUUCUGAACAAUCCAGAAGAGAUUGUGAAGCCAUUUGUAAGUUGGGAUUAAAGGCUAAGAUCUUGACUCACAUCAGAUGUCAUAUGGAUGAUGCCCGUGUUGCUGUUGAAACCGGUGUUGACGGUGUUGAUGUGGUUAUCGGUACUUCACAAUUUUUGAGACAAUAUUCUCAUGGUAAGGAUAUGAACUACAUUGCCCAAAGUGCCAUUGAAGUCAUUGAAUUUGUCAAGUCUAAGGGUAUUGAAAUCAGAUUUUCCUCAGAAGAUUCCUUCAGAUCAGACAUUGUUGAUUUGUUAAACAUCUACAGAACCGUCGACAAGAUUGGUGUUAACAGAGUUGGUAUUGCCGACACUGUAGGUUGUGCCAACCCAAGACAAGUUUAUGAAUUGGUCAAGACUUUGAAGUCUGUUGUUUCCUGUGACAUUGAAUGUCACUUCCACAAUGACACUGGUUGUGCUGUUGCCAACGCUUACACUGCUUUGGAAGGUGGUGCUAAGUUGAUUGAUGUCUCUGUUUUGGGUAUUGGUGAACGUAAUGGUAUCACCCCAUUGGGUGCUCUUAUGGCUCGUAUGAUCACUGCUGAUCGUGAUUACGUUCUUUCCAAGUACAAGUUGCAUAAGUUGAGAGAUUUGGAAAACUUGGUUGCUGACGCCGUUCAAGUCAACAUUCCAUUCAACAACCCCAUCACUGGUUUCUGUGCCUUCACCCACAAGGCUGGUAUUCACGCUAAGGCCAUCUUGGCUAACCCUUCUACCUAUGAAAUCUUGAACCCUGCUGAUUUCGGUUUGACCAGGUAUAUCCACUUUGCCAACAGGUUGACCGGGUGGAAUGCCAUCAAGUCCAGAGUUGACCAAUUGAAUUUGAACUUGACCGAUGAGCAAUGUAAGGAAGUCACAGCUAAGAUCAAGUUGUUGGGUGAUGUUAGACAAUUGAACAUUGACGAUGUUGAUUCCAUUAUCAAGGACUUCCACACUGACAUUAAUACUCCUUCUUUGAAGCCCCAAGCCUUGGAUGCAAAGGAUGUUGAACCAGUGGUUGCCAAUGGCGACGAGCCAGCUGCUAAGAAGCACAAGGUUGAAUAG
Molecule: messenger RNA, 1281 nt
Organism: Lizanozyma spartinae
Lineage: Eukaryota; Fungi; Ascomycota; Pichiomycetes; Serinales; Debaryomycetaceae
Gene: LYS22
Product: Lys22p
Exons: 1
Coding region: 1-1281 (426 amino acids)
Cellular component (GO): mitochondrion
Molecular function (GO): homocitrate synthase activity
Source: RefSeq, a predicted model, not a curated record